This is a messenger RNA of Nymphaea colorata (pocket water lily), 2104 nucleotides long. RefSeq names its product DEAD-box ATP-dependent RNA helicase 22. NCBI's taxonomy places the organism in Eukaryota, Viridiplantae, Streptophyta, Magnoliopsida, Nymphaeales, Nymphaeaceae. Bases 70 to 1803 code for a protein of 577 amino acids. The record is from RefSeq and is a predicted model, not a curated record. The transcript is spliced from 7 exons. Gene Ontology annotation, molecular function: RNA binding; ATP binding; RNA helicase activity. Gene Ontology annotation, cellular component: chloroplast.
AUAUGGUCUGAGGCGCUCCUUGUGCCUCUCGGUCUUGAAGUGAAGGAAUACAGGGGCUCCGGGAAGACGAUGACGACGACUCUGCAGGUUCGCCAUUUCUGUUGUUUGUUUACGUGUAAACUUCCGUCGUCACCAUCACCAUGUGGAGCUGGCCCGUUGAGGCUCUUCUUUUCUUCCCCGGGCCUCUCCCUCCACCGCCGUUGCGGGCGUGGGCAGUGGUACCCGAGGGCUAGACCGCUUUCAGCCUCGUCGUCAGCGCCGGCGUCGCAGGACGGAGGUUCGUUCUUCGCAGCUGAGAACGUUUCAUGGAAGUCCCUUGGCGUCUCCGACCAGCUCUGUCUCGCACUCUCCGCCGCCGGUUUCCAUAGGCCUUCCCUGGUUCAGGCAUCUUGUAUACCUUUAAUAACUUCUGGAAAUGAUGUUGUAAUUGCAGCUGAGACUGGUAGUGGUAAAACUCAUGGAUAUCUAGUUCCACUAAUUGACAAGUUAUGUGCCUCGUGUGAUACCGCUGCAGCUGCAGCUGAUCAUGGAGCUACGCCAUUGCCACGGAAGUUUUCACUUGUUCUCUGCCCAAAUGUGAUGUUAUGCCAACAAGUUGUUAGUAUGACAAAUUGUCUGCAAAACAUGGAUGGCAGCCCACUUUUAAGGGCAUCGGCUGUUUGUGGAAACCAAGGUUGGCCAUUUACCCAGCCGGAUGUUCUUGUUUCCACUCCUGCUGCCCUUCUGAACAACCUCUUUGCUUUUGACCCAAAAAGGCGUCGUAGAACGGCAUUUCUCCGAGAUGUCAAAUAUGUGGUGUUUGAUGAAGCAGACCUCCUCCUAUGUGGAAGCUUUCAGAAUCAAGUGAUCCAAUUGAUUAACAUGUUCCGGUAUGAGGAAAAGUCACUUUCUAAGAAAGAGAAUUUCCUGAUUGGAAGGGAAAAUAAAGAUGAAGUAAAGUCUUGGGUGGACUUUAAGCCUGAGGACUGUAAUGAGCUGGAGCCUGUUUGCUCUACAGAAGAUGUAGAUGCUGAAGUUAAUGUUGAUGGUGAAAGUUUUGAGGAGGAGCUCACAACUGAAAAUACUCGUAAGAAAGAUUGGUUGAGGAAUAGGAAAUCAUACAAGCGUAGUAAGCAGUACAUCUUUGUUGCUGCUACCCUUCCAGAAAGUGGGAAAAGAACUGCUGGUGGAAUACUAAAACGAAUGUUUCCUGAUGCCAGUUUUGUUAGUGGGAGUUUCCUCCACUGUCACAACCCAAGGUUGGAGCAAAGAUGGAUGGAAGUUACAGUUGACAACCAAGUUGGUGUGCUUAUAGAGUCUGUGAAAAGAGGGCUUUCAUCAAGCAGCUCUGUGGCUUAUGGAAAACCUAGAACAAUGGUGUUUGCAAACACUGUGGAUGCUGUGGAAUCUAUAGCCAAAAUACUAGCCAAAGUUGACAUUGAUUGUGUGACCUACCACAGUAAUAGUUCUCUUGAGGAGCGAGGAGAGAACUUGAUACAUUUCCAGGAAAGGGGUGGAGUACUCGUCUGUACUGAUGCUGCUGCACGUGGUCUUGACAUACAGAAUGUCUCUCAUGUUAUUCAGGCCGAGUUCGCAACUUCAGCUGUCGACUUUUUGCAUAGAAUUGGACGUACAGCGAGAGCAGGUCAACCAGGAGUUGUUACGAGCUUGUAUACAGAAGCCAACCGAGAUCUUGUUGCUGCUGUCCGUCAAGCAGGGAAGCUGGGACAACCAGUGGAGAAAGCAUUUAGCAGAAAAAGGAGUUUCAGGAAUAAAAUUAAGAAGGGCAAGCAUCUCGACAUUAUGGAAGCAAGUGGAGUAUGAGAACAUCUUUUACAUGCUACUCUAGUUUGUAAUGGGAUUUUAGUUUCUGUAUCUGAUCACAGGGAAUCAUAUAGGCCUUCUGCCACAGGUGGUGGUCCCUUUUUACCCUUCACGACCAUUAAACCCAUUGCUGCAAUGAUAAGGACUGCUGACUGUAAAAAGCUCGUCAGGAUGAACUACCUGCCGUUGCUUUUUUUUGUUUAUCCCCAGCAGUGGCCUCAUGAAUAGCUCGUUGUUCUUUAAUAUUAUGUAAUUUACUUUCAUAAUCUAAGUAGAAGUCACUCCUUUUUUCUGGCACCAA